AUGUUUUUGACAUACACACAUGACUGAAUUCAAAAUUGGGGACCGCGUGUUUGCACGUGUGAGAUCAUAUCCAUUUUGGCCUGCUAAAAUUGAAUAUCUGCCAGGCAAAAAGAGAAAACAAUACACUGUCAUUUUUUAUUUCACCCUGCAAAAGGGUUUCAUUGACCUCAAAUCUUUAGAGCCAUUCAAUGAUGAGACUAUCAUUAAGUUCAAACCUCUUUGCAAGAACAGAAACUUCUUCCGCGAAGCUUUAGAGGACGCUUUAGUCGACGAGGCGAAUGAAGGGAUCCACAUCAGGUCAGAUGAAAUUAAGACUCUGCCUCUUUACGAGAAACCACAGUCGAAAAGGAAACAGUACGUAGUACCCUCUGAAACAGCGACUGCAAGACGAAAAUCAGCUCCAAGUGGGAAAAGUUCACUAAGUCAAGAAAGCAUUGCAAGCAGCGAGGAUGCGUCGACGUCAUCAUCAAGAUCUAGUUUACAGAUUACACCGAAUGAUGCGACGACGUCAGCGAACUCUCCGGGUACGAAAAACAAGUCUGACCCAUCUAAGCUGGAACCCAUCAUCAUGCCAGCUCCUGAUGACUUGUUCACGCUUCACUUAGAUUUAGUUCGUAGUUUGCAUCAUAGGAAGCCGAACCAUCAGAUGGCACUGGAAAUUAUGAACCGGAUGCAGAGAUAUCUGGACUGGCCUGCGUUAGUGAAAACAGUUCCAGAGAUGGUUGAAAACAUUUAUAAAAUUUCAAACUAUACCAAGGAUAAACAAGUGCAGUUGAAAGCCAUUCAUUUGUAUAAUCAGAUGAAAUGGACUUUGUUUUGUAACCGAGAGAUCGAUUUUAUUGAGAGGGAGUUCCCAGUGUAAGCUUCUCAUGCAAUUAUAUAGAAAACUGAAAAUUUGUGCUAAUUGUUCCUAUUGUGUUUUGAUUUGUGCUUUGCAGUUGCUUUUAUUAUAGAUCUGUUUAUGUAUUAGAUUUGUUAUUUAAGACAAUCAAAUGUUGAAAUUCGA
This is a messenger RNA of Symsagittifera roscoffensis, 1006 nucleotides long. Its product is annotated as hepatoma-derived growth factor-related protein 3-like. The transcript has 2 exons. Bases 20 to 862 code for a protein of 280 amino acids. Lineage: Eukaryota; Metazoa; Xenacoelomorpha; Acoela; Convolutidae. The record is from RefSeq and is a predicted model, not a curated record.